AUGCCCGCCUUCAACCUCGAAGCCUUUUGCGCUGCGAUACAGCGAUACAAGAUCACCUUCACAUACGUCGCACCACCUGUCAUCGUACAGCUAUCUCGAGGCGCGAACGUCCAGAAGUACGAUCUGAGCUCCUUGAAGAUGAUCACCUCUGGUGCCGCUCCUCUGACCAAGGAGUUGGUGUCAUUUGUGCAUGGCAAGCUGAAGCUCAAGGUCAACCAGGCAUAUGGGCUGAGCGAGACGAGUCCUAUGACACAUACACAACCAUGGGAAGAAUGGUGGACCUCAGUCGGCUCAGUAGGCAAGCUAUUCCCAAACAUGACAGCCAUGUACGUGUCGGAGGAAGGCAAAGAAGUACCCGCAGGUGAGAAGGGCGAGCUCUGGCUCAAAGGCCCAAAUGUCUUCAAAGGCUACUGGCGGAACGAAGAAGCGACGAAGAAUGCCAUUACCCCCGAUGGAUACUUCAAGACUGGCGACGUCGGCAUGCAAGAUGAGAUCCACAACUUCUACAUCAGCGAUCGCGUCAAGGAGUUGAUCAAGUGGAAUGGGUUCCAGGUACCUCCUGCUGAACUGGAGGGUAUCCUGCUCGACUGCGACAUGGUCGAGGACGUUGCAGUAAUAGGUGUCUAUCUUGAGAAAGACCACACCGAGGCACCACGGGCCUACAUCGUCCCGGCCAAAGGCCAGAAACCUUCGGAAGAACUUGGUCGUAAGAUCUCGGCCUGGUUGGAUGAACGAGUGGCGUACUACAAGAAGCUCAGAGGUGGUGUGCGCUUCAUUGAUGAGGUACCGAAGAGUCCGGCUGGGAAGAUCUUGCGGAGAGUGUUGAAGGGCAUGGCGGAGGAGGAAGAUAAGAAGAUCAAGGCGAAGUUGUGA
Recurvomyces mirabilis is the source of this 873-nucleotide messenger RNA. RefSeq lists its product as uncharacterized. The record is from RefSeq and is a predicted model, not a curated record. Gene Ontology annotation, biological process: secondary metabolic process. Bases 1 to 873 code for a protein of 290 amino acids. Gene Ontology annotation, molecular function: CoA-ligase activity. The transcript is spliced from 3 exons. Lineage: Eukaryota; Fungi; Ascomycota; Dothideomycetes; Mycosphaerellales; Teratosphaeriaceae.